This is a messenger RNA of Silurus meridionalis, 2810 nucleotides long. Its product is annotated as WD repeat and coiled coil containing. NCBI's taxonomy places the organism in Eukaryota, Metazoa, Chordata, Actinopteri, Siluriformes, Siluridae. The record is from RefSeq and is a predicted model, not a curated record. Gene Ontology annotation, molecular function: kinase binding. Bases 563 to 2713 code for a protein of 716 amino acids. The transcript has 3 exons.
UUUCGCUUGUCCAGUACCUUAAAUAUGUCCGGGUGGAAACAUAACCCGAACUAAAUACUGAUGGUAUUGGAGUUUGCUUGUGUUUAAACAUGUUUUGGUUUGGUUUGAUUAGAUUAUACAAACAGUGUAUUAUAAGUUUUGUCAUAAGUAAUAUCGGAAUUUAAAUCGCACAAUGUAUUUUGCAUUUCUAUUUGCAUAGUUGUUUGCCCACAUGGUCGUUAGCAACAGCACCGGAGUCAGUGUGAGUGUGUAAUAGACUUUUUUUUGUUGUUGUUGCUAUUUUCACGUGUAAUCUAAUGGCGUUACCAAAAUAAAAACCAGAAAAUGAUACACUUAUAACGAGCUAAUAUUGUUUGAAAGUCGUUUUGUAUGGGGGUUGGGUCAGGACAGAUUACCCAGGUCAUCUUUGAGUAGGAUUAGGGAUUUCACGAGACGGGAGGAAGAGGCUUUGUGGUCUUUGAGUGUGCAUCACACACAUCCUUGCUGACUUCUCUUCCAGUACUAUCUUUAUUCUUCUGGUUCAGACUUUCAAAAUCCAAUUAGACUGAUAGACCCAAAAAGGAUGGAACUAGGAAAAGCCAAACUUCUGAGGACUGGACUCAAUACUUUACAGCGAGCCAUUCAUCCCAUUCAUGGAAUAGCCUGGACAGAUGGAAGACAAGUUUGCUUGACAUCAUUCCACCAUGUCUCAGGCGAACCAGAAUUCGGGGACACUAAUGUAAUUGGACAGUUUGAACACGUCUUGGGACUUUCCUGGGGUCCUCUGUGUUGUUCAGAGUCUCCCGCUCUGCUCGCCGUGCAGCACAAGAAGCAUGUGACGGUGUGGCAGCUUCAGCUGAGUGCUCUUGAGCAGAACAAGCUGCUGUGCACCCAGACGUGUGAAAUGAGCGAGCCUUUCCCGCUGCUGCCUCACGGCUGUGUGUGGCACCCCAAACAAGACAUCCUGGCAGUUCUGACUAAGCAGGAUGCCUCGGUGCUGUUCUCCGUGCGUGUGGAUAAUCGGCGAGUAAAGGCAGAUACCCGCGGCAGUGGUCUGAUCCACUGUGCAUGCUGGACUAAAGACGGGACCAGACUGGUGGUUGCUGUUGGCAGCGUUCUUCACUCCUAUAUAUGGAAUGACAUCCAGAAAAGUUUAGUGGUCUGCUCAUUUUGCCCGGUUUUUGAUGUUGGUGGCUACAUCUGUGCCAUCGAGUCUACAGAUGAGGCUCAGGUGGCUGUUACAACAGAACUGCCUCUAGAUAAAAUCUGUGGGCUUAAUGCAGGUUGCACCUUUGACUGGCCAAAUGAAUCAAAACCGUCGUCCUCUCAGCAGUCUUCGGCUGUUAUUUUGGAGGAAGACGUUUGCUUGGAAUCGAGGAGGAAGUCCUAUGACUCGGAACGUUCACUACUCUCAGGGUUCUUUUCGUCCUCUGGUUCUACUGACCUUACACACAUUCUGGCGAAACAUCGAAAGUCAGACCCUAGCCCUUUGAUUCACUUUAGGCAACGGGAUCAUUUGACAGGAUCAGGUCAAGACUCGUCACAUUUGAUUUUAGUCAGGUAUGAACGUAAGGUCACGACUACCAGGAAAGUAAACAUCCCUGGUAUUCUGAUCCCUGACAUCGUAGCCUUUGACCCACAAGGCAAUACAGUCGCAGUGGCAUCCAAUACCUGUAACAUGGUGUUGGUUUACUCCAUCAUGGCAUCCUCCAUGCCCAAUGUUCAGCAGAUCCACCUGCAGAAGAAUGAAAGACCUAAAGGUGUUUGCUUCCUUAGCAGCAAGCGGAUCCUAGUCAUGCUCGGCCGACAGAGGUCCACCGACCCAGCCUUCCUUCCAUCUUCCCACACGGACAAAUACGUCCUCAGGCUCACAGCUCCGGAGCUUGUGUUUGACAAGGGCACAACUUCUCCAGUUGUCCAGGAGCCGGAGUCUACAAUUGAGCUUAGGAGUCAUUUAUUGGCCUCCGUUAAAGAUUCUGCAGUAAAGGACCUUGUUCUUCCAGGGGGGUCUGUAAUCCUGUCAUCAAAUAUCAGGAAUAAGUUAAUUGAGGAAGUGUGUACCUCAGAGUCAAGCUCGGCCGACUUCUCCGACAGAGCCACUUCCAGCACUUCCUCCAUCACUCUGGAAAACUAUGAUAUGGACCAUGUUAAUCGCAUGACCAGCCUAGCCAUAGCCAGCCAUGAAUCCCCUCGAGGAUCUUCCCCUCGAUACACUGCAUCAGAAAAGCUGCUGUCUGAUUCUCCUUUGCUGAAGAACAACUGUCUUGCCAAAGAGAACAACAUCGAACAGCUCUCAUGCAACAUGGAGAGGAUGUUUACUCGCUCUGGAGAGGUGCAGCAGUGCCUCUCAGAAAUCAAAGACUUUACACAGAAUGGGAAAAAGCUCAUGAGCAGAUAUCCACCUGCCUCUGAACCAAAAUAUGUCUAUGUUACAUGUCAGACAAAGUUAUCAGACAAUGUGUACACGGAUGAAAGAAGACUUGUGCUGUUGUGUGAAGGAAGACUCUCUCUUCUAGUCCUGCAGGAACUCUUCAGCCUGACUGUUAUUGAGAUGAUGCAUGGGCCAAUGUGGAUUAUCCUAGUGGCCGAUGUAGACGGAUUUGUACCUCUCACCUUCCAGCACCAGGAGGCGCUCACGAUACGAAGUGCAAAAAGGAAAUUUCCCUUUAAGCCUGUCAGCGAGAGUAAUGACCCACCUCCUAAAAAUCAGCAAUUAACAAAUACAGAGCAGUGACUUUGCUGUUGCAGGCUUCCCAGUUUAAACCCUCCCUACUUCACACUAUAUGUCAUACUCUGUAUGAAUGGCGUGUGACAAAUAAAAUUUAAAUUCG